AUGACAUUACUCGACGUGUCGGCGGAAGCCGUACACGCAACAACCCCAGCGAGUGCUCAGGCAGACGCUGAGGCCGUUCUGCAAAAAGGUUGCGGCGAGUACGGAUGCUCACACUACCGGAGAAGAUGCAAGAUCAAGGCUCCGUGCUGUAAUGAGGUGUUUGACUGCCGGCACUGCCAUAACGAUGCAAAGAGUCAUUCAGAGGACAAAAGCCGACAUGAGAUCGCUCGGCACAAUAUCGAGCGGGUAGUUUGCUCCUUGUGUUCGACCGAGCAAAAGGUGCAGCAAGUAUGCGAGGCAUGCGGCGUGUGCAUGGGACGGUAUUUCUGCUUCAAGUGCAAGUUCUAUGACGACGAGGUUGCAAAGAAGCAUUUUCACUGUGACGAGUGCGGCAUCUGCAGAGUUGGUGGCAAGGACAAGUUUUUUCACUGCGACAAGUGUGGCUGCUGCUAUGCCACCUCGUUGAGAGAGGACCACCGCUGUGUGGAGAAAUCCAUGCAUCACAACUGCCCUGUGUGCUUCGAGUUUCUCUUUGAGUCGCUCCGAGAGACCUCGGUGCUGCGCGAGUGUGGGCAUACAAUCCACACAGAGUGCCUGGACGAGCUUCGGAAACACAACAGGUAUGCGUGCCCCAUCUGUUGCAAGACCAUGUUUGACAUGUCCCGAGUGUGGGCACAGCUAGAUCAGGAGGUUGCUGCAACACCCAUGCCAGAAGCGUAUCAAAACCAGAUGACGCCUAUCCUGUGCAACGACUGUGGGGGCAGCGGUUCUGUGCCAUUCCAUGUGGUGGGGCACAAGUGCCCGCACUGCGGCUCCUACAACACUCGCCAAACACAGUACAUCGGGGUGAUGACAGAGGCAGCGCGCAUAUUCGCACACAACUACUCUGCCGACGUGCUGCUGCUCAGACCUUUAUCAUCCCUCACCACCGCUAAGUACCGCUCUCCUGUAUUCCCCCAUACCAUAGUCUACCAGCAGACAGUGAUCACGCUCGCAGCAGACGACGACCAUGUGGCAGUGCUACACACACGCAGCCCCAGCAACGCGGGGGGAGCAUGCUUCCUCCGCUUCAUUGCUGCGUGCUACCUCUCCCACAGUCCCCUGUUCCCUUCACCCUCCCCCACCCCAACCACUCACGGCCCCCCUUCGUCCCCCUCUUCCCGUUCCCCUCCACAGCUGCCGUCUCUUAUCUUCCCCCAUCCUUGCCUAUUUCCCUCCCCCUUCUCCUCCCUCAUCUUCCCCAUCCUCUCCCAUCCUCCUCCGUCCUCCCUCGUCCCCCUCCCCAAUUCGUUAUCCCUUCCCCCACUCUCCUCCCCCAAUCCCCUCCAAUCACCGCAGAGUUUUCACGCAGAGUUUCCCAGUGCGUGGCAGGCCCUUGCUUCCCUCCCCCAACCCCUCGGCCAACCAGAACUCGCCACGUGGCACCCCCUCCCCCCCGAAGAGCCGGGGGAGGGGAAGGGGGAGCAUGGGGGGCAGGGAGAGCUUGGGGGGAAUGGGGCGGUGGAGCACCAGAGGGAGGAGUGGGGGGAGGUGGUGGGGGGAGGGCAGAGGGGCAGUAUGGGGCAGCAGCGAUACUGCACCUACGUGGAUGAGUUUGUGAAGGCAGGGCGAGGGGAUGAGGUGGGUGCUGUGCUGUUUCGGUGCUAUGGAUGCCUCUUCCCUUCCCUCCAACCACUCCUGCCCCCGGUCAUUCCCCAACCCUCGUCCUCCAUCUCACCCCCACUAGUCUUCCCUUUCCCCCCUUCGUCUUCCUCUCUCCCCACCCUGUUUUCUCCUGUCCAGCCCACAAAACAAUCAGUUCCUAAUCCCACCCCGCUUCCCCCUCUCUCCCCUUCCCCCUCUCUCUCCCCUUCCCUCUCUCUCUCUCCCCUUCCCCCCUUCUCUCCCCUUCCCUCUCUCUCUCUCCCCUUCCCCCCUUCUCUCCCCUUCCCCUCCCCCUGCCAGCCAUCACUCGCCUCUCUGCCACCCGCUGCCCCAAUUCUUCGGAAGCUUAUCCUCAGCGCAUGCCCAUCCAUCGAUGGGGCCGGCGUCUUUCGGCCGUAUCUUAAGGUGUUUCGGAGGGGAGCAGAAGUGAGCAGCAGUGUCUUGCCUGGGGAGGUGCCGCCCUCCUUCCCUACGGGCUCAGCCUGGAUGGUGCCCUUUGAGGUCAACGCGCCUGUGUGGGGCGACUGUGCAUUUGCCGUGCACCACUGGACAGGCAACAGCAGCAGGGACGAGAGCGAGCCGGUGUUUGUCUUUGCCUUCCACUCGGCCUUCCUACGCAUCGGCCUCACCCGGAUAACCCUCCACGAGCUUGACUGUGCAUACGGGGGAGACGUUCAAGUCCCGGCAGACUUCUUUAUCGAUGUGCUUAUAGAGAUGCCGCAGCCACAUGGCGGCACGCCAUUGGCCGACGACGCCCACUCCGACGGCGCGCCAGCUGGCGCGAUGCUGACGUGGCAGCAGCUGCUGGCGGCAUACCGGGACGAGUUCGUGGAAGCUUCCAGGAAGCAGCGGAUGAGCCAAGGGAGGGAAGAGACGCAGCAACGGAAUGCAGCAAGGAGCGAGAGGGGGGGAGAGGAGGCGGUGAGUGGGAGGGGCAGCGCAUUGGAUCAAGGGAACGAGGUGAGGGGGGCCUGGGAUUGGAGAAGCGAAGCCAGGGGAGCUUCGGAGCAGCAGACAUUGGAGCAAAGAUUGGAGCAGAGACACGAAACUGUGGGUGGGAGGGGCGCGAAUCUGCAGCCGGGGAAUGAAGCGAGGGAGCAGCGGAGGAGCCUGGCUCGCAGCCUGGUGACAGAGGUGCAGGCACACCCGCUCCUGCGCCACACAGGACAGCCAAGCCACCCAGGCAUGCCGGUCAUGCAGCCCGUGCCGCCCGGAAUGAUGUUCAUGCCGCCCGAAGUGAUGUCCUCUCAACACGACCUCCCUACCACCCCCACAACGCCUCACAUGCCGCCCUCCCCCCACUCGCCGCUCCCACACUCGCCCCUUCCCCAACUACCAUCCCUUUCCGAAGAAUUCAGCCUCUCCCAUUCCUCCUCCGCUGCCUCUCCCGCCGCAAGCCAGCCCUCUCAGGAGCUUGACUCUCUAGCAGAUCUGCUCAUCCGCAUGUCUCUGUCCACAGGCUCACGCCAUAGUAUGGGGGGUGGGGGGUUGAAGGGGGGUGAACGGCAUGGCAUGGGGGGUAAGGGUGUGAGCUUUGAGCAAGGGAGGGAGAGGCACAGCAUGGGGGGUGGGAAUGUGAAGGAGAGGGCUGGGGGUGAGGGGAGCAUGGUGGGGGGUGCGGAAAGGAUGGGCCAGGAGGGGAGUAUGGGGGGGAAGAGGACAAUGGGGGUCGCGGGGGGGAUGAGGGGGGAGGGGGGCAUGGGGGACGCGGAGGGGAUGGGGGAAGAAAACCAGCGCAUGGGGAAUGGGGGAGCCUAUGUGAGCGCCAUACGUGGGGAGGGGAGGAUGGGGGGCGCGGAAGGUAUGGGAAGGGAAUGGGAGGGCAUGGGUGGUGGGGAUGCGAUGGGGGGAAGGCGGGAAGGCAAGGGCAUGGGAAGUGAUGAUGUGAGGGUAGUGAGGGAGGGGAGAGAAGCAGGAGGAGAGUGGGGAGCAGGAGCGGCCUCUGGCAAACUGGCUGCGCCUGGGAUGGGGAGACAGCAGGGGGAAGGGGAGGGGGGGAGCGCGGAGGGGGAAGGAGACCUUUUCCCCCCAGCGCGGCCCUUGCACUGGAACAAAGUGACUAAUGUGAAAGGGACAGUAUGGGAGGAGAUAGAGAGAGAUGGGGCGGGUAAAAAAGAGAGAGAAGAGACAGUAGGGGAUGGGGGAAUUAAGGGAAGUAGCAGUAACGUUCUUGUAUUGAAGGUGACACUACCAGAUGACAUGAGACGAGCCAUCCGGGUGCUUUUCCAGGUGAAAGCAACAAAGCCAGGUGGGAAGUCGAAGACAGGAGGAGGGUUGCAAGCGGAAGGGGGAGGACAGGGGGGGAGGAAGGGACUAGGGAAAGAUGAGUUACAAGUGGUUGGUUUGGCUCGUGCUAACAACGUUGCCAUCAUGCUGACUCAAUUCCGCAUGCCGGAAAAUCAAAUCCGAGAUCUGAUCCUCGCAGGAGAUCCCAAGCAUGUGCUGCCACCUGACCGCCUGGGCCUGCUGCUUCAGGUGAUUCCAACAGAGGAGGAGGUGGCAAAGUUCAGAGCAGUCUCAGGCGCUGCUUCAGGUGCCAUGUGUGCACCUGAGCGUUUCCUUUGGUCCAUAUCAUUGAUCCCAAGAAUGAGGAGGAAAAUCGAGGCGCUAAUGUUUGUGCGGCAUUUCCACACCAUUGUCAACGAUGCCCGGGCAGUUAUAAAAGUUUUCUGUUCAGCUGCCCGAGAGAUCCGCAGCAGCAAGGUUCUCCGGGCAGCAUUGGCAGCGGCGCUUGAAGUGGGGAAUGAGCUCAACCGAGGCAGCUCGAGGGGUUCGGCUCGCGGGUUCUCUCUCGAUUCCCUCGCCCGCCUGUCAGAGGUGCGAGUCACUCCCCCCUCCCACCGUGCCAAGGGCCUCGACUCACUGUUCACCGCCUCCCAGGUGGCUUUUGAGUCGGCUCAAAAGGGAUGCCACUCAACCGGUCCAGAAGGGGGAGAGGAGGAAGCAGGGGAAGUGGGGAGCAGCCUUGUGGGCAGUGCAGUCAGAAACAAGGGAGGGGAGGGGGGAGCAGGGAGGAGAGGGAAGCUUACAGUAGAGCUGGCAGCAGUAGGGGAGGCUGUUAGGAUGUCCCAGGCUGACGUGGCGGAUGCCACGUCAGCACUGGACACUGGUCUGCGAUUGGUGGAUGAGGAGGCACUGUUUGCAUCGCUGUGGUCGUUCGCCUCUCUCUUUGAUCGAGCACAGGCGACACUUGACAUGUGA
Molecule: messenger RNA, 4845 nt
Organism: Closterium sp. Naga37s-1
Lineage: Eukaryota; Viridiplantae; Streptophyta; Zygnematophyceae; Desmidiales; Closteriaceae
Source: the annotation of a GenBank genome assembly